Molecule: messenger RNA, 1362 nt
Organism: Lolium perenne
Lineage: Eukaryota; Viridiplantae; Streptophyta; Magnoliopsida; Poales; Poaceae
Source: RefSeq, a predicted model, not a curated record
AUGGACGCACGGGAUGUGUUUGGCGUAACGCCACCUUCGCCUAAGCGCCCCAAGAUCGAGGAAACGCCGCCGCCCGCGGACAGCAACGUGCCGGACCGCCUCAGCGACCUCCCGGAGGGCCUACUCCACCACCUGCUAUCGCUCCUGCCGGCGCACGAAGCCGUGCGCACGUGCGUCCUCGCCCGGCGCUGGCGCCACCUCUGGAUGUCUGCGCCAGGCCUUCUCGUCAUCGUCCCCAAGGAGUUCCAGAGCACUGGUAGGUUCGAGCACUUUGUCAACCGCUUGCUGCUCCUGCGCGGUGCCGCGCCUCUCGAGUCGUGCCAGUUCUCCCUCUGCCGGCUCUACUACGAUUCCAAAUUCACCUUAAACGCGUUCUUCACUGCCAUCGCGCCGCACUUGGGCGGCUGGAUUCUGACUGCUCUGGAGCGCCAGGUCAAGGUGCUCCGGGUCUAUAUAGGGGACUUCGACUUGCAUCUUCCACCCCAGCCUCUCUCGUCGCUCCACCUCACCACGCUGGACCUUGACAAUGUGAUUACCAAGGACAGCUUCCUUGAUUUUUCGGGCUGCCCGGCGCUCCUGAAUCUUACGAUGGCCUGUUGUGAUGCUCGUGCUCGCAGGAUAUCGUCUCAAUCCUUGAAACACCUGAGCAUGACAAACUGCGCCUUAUAUUGGGAGGAACGCACCCGGAUGUCUUUACCCAGUCUCGUCUCGCUCGAGCUAAUUCAUCAUUUGGGCAGGGCUCCAUUGCUCGAGAGCAUGCCGGCGCUGCAAACGGCAACGCUUACAUUUGGUAACAGCUGCCGCGACAGUUGUAUUCGUCGUAGGGGUCGGUUUGACGCUUGUGGCAGUCCUAUAUGCGAGGGUUGUUAUCAUUACUACAACCAUGAACCUGUUGAUGAUCACAACGAUUCUUUGCUUCUGAAUGGUUUGUCCGAAGCUUCACAGUUGAUCUUGGAAGCGGCUCCUGACAUGUAUGUUUUCAUGAGGGACUUAAAGUGGUGCCCGACAUUUACCAAGUUAAAGACUCUCGUACUCGGCGAAUGGUGUCUCGCUGCUGAUCUUGAUGCAUUAAUUCUAUUUCUCCGGCACUCACCGAUUCUGGAGAAACUUACUCUUCAUGUGCCGCCGCUAGAGGAGGUACGCAAAAAUUCAAUGGAGGUAGAAAAAAUCUACAAUCCAUUGGAACAGUUAGUUGCUUCUAGCCUUCUUCAGAUGGUUACAAUAAAAUGCCAAGAGGUUGAUGGGAUGGUUCUCCGACUUUUGAAAAUGUUAAAUGCCUCAGGCGUGCCAUUUGACAGAAUCAUUAUCCAGUGUGAAAAUAGACGUUCAUGUGAUGGCUGUAAGUUCACUAUUGGGCAAUGA